Penicillium salamii is the source of this 1755-nucleotide messenger RNA. Lineage: Eukaryota; Fungi; Ascomycota; Eurotiomycetes; Eurotiales; Aspergillaceae. The record is from the annotation of a GenBank genome assembly.
AUGAGGUACACAGCAUCGUAUGCCUUCUUUGAGGCGCUCUGGGAGUUGGGGGUUCACAAUUGCUUUGUGAACCUAGGCUCUGACCACCCCAGCAUCAUGGAGGCGAUGGCCAAGGGACUGAAAGAGCGUCCAGAUCAUUUCCCAAGAAUCUUCACUUGUCCAAAUGAAAUGGUCGCGCUUUCAAUGGCAGAUGGAUACGCACGAGUCACCCAGAAGCCUCAGUGCGUCAUCAUUCAUGUGGACGUCGGAACCUCUGGCCUUGGUGCAGCAAUUCACAAUGCCUCAACAGGCCGGGCACCGGUUCUGAUUUUUGCGGGUCUGUCGCCCUUCACGAUGGAGGGAGAGAUGAGAGGGUCUCGAACCGAAUAUAUUCACUGGCUACAGGAUGUUCCUGACCAGAAGCAAAUUGUCUCGCAAUAUUGUCGCUAUGUCGGAGAAAUCAAGACUGGAAAAAACAUUAAGCAAAUGGUCGGCCGCGCUCUGCAAAUUGCCACCAGUGCUCCAAUGGGUCCAGCAUACCUCAUGGGAGCUCGUGAGGUUAUGGAAGAAGACAUCCAGCCAUAUCCAAUUCAGCCCGAUCAUUGGAGGCCUUGUGAGGCGGCCGCCCUUCCACCAUCACAGGUGGCAUUGAUCGCAGAGCAGCUUGCCCGAGCCGAAGAACCAUUGCUGAUAACCGGCUACAGCGGCCGCAAUCAUGAGUCAGUGGAUUUAUUGGUCAAGCUAGCCAAUGAUGUUCCUGGCUUACGUGUCUUGGACACCGGAGGGUGUGACAUGUGUUUCCCAGCCGAUCAUCCAGCCUGGUUAGGCAUGCGAUAUGGAUCAGACCCUAGUGUUGAGACUGCCGACUUCAUACUCCUCGUUGAUUGUGAUGUGCCCUGGAUUCCUACUCAAUGCAAGCCGAAAGCCACAGCAACAGUGAUCCAUAUCGAUAUUGAUCCACUGAAAAAAAUGAUGCCUCUUUUCUAUGUGCCCGCCGUUCGCAGAUAUGCGGCGGAUGCUACAACAGCUUUGAGUCAGCUGACGUCUUAUAUCAGCUCUUCAACUGAUCUUCAAACGUCUUUGAAGACACCGGUGCAACAGGAGAAACUUCUGCUACGCCAAGCAAAACAUCAGGCGCUGAUUGCAACUCUUGAUCAAAAGUGCGCGUCUUCUCCCGGAGUGACUUCCUUUAACGCUUCCUUCUUGUGCCAGAAGUUAAAAGAGCUUGUUCCUAGUGACACAGUAUACGCUGUUGAAGCGGUCACGAACUCGGUUCUCAUCGCCGAUCAAAUCAGAGCCACAAAUCCAGGCUCAUGGAUCAAUUGCGGAGGAGGCGGACUUGGAUGGAGUGGUGGCGGUGCCCUGGGAAUCAAGCUUGCAGUGGACGCUGUAGAUCCUGACAAGAAACCACUGGUGGUUCAACUUGUUGGCGAUGGAACCUUCCUUUUCAGCGUCCCGUCGAGUGUAUACUGGAUUUCCCACCGAUACCAAAUCCCGAUCCUGACUAUCGUGCUCAACAACAAAGGAUGGAAUGCUCCCCGCCGGUCAAUGUUGCUAGUUCACCCAGAUGGACAUGGGUCGAGGGCCGAUAACCAAGAGCUCAAUAUUUCGUUCGACCCGAGCCCAGACUACUCGGGCAUCGCGAGAGCUGCCAGUGAUGGGAACAUUCAUGCUGCUAGGGUGAAGGAUGUAAGUGAGUUAGUCCCGGCGCUCCAGAAGGCCAUCGAGAUCGUACGCGGAGGAACGUCGGCUGUUAUCGAUGCGCACGUUGUGUGA